CUUUUACCAACAAACUGAUCAUCUAACCGUCCGAAAGAUUGCAUUGAAAGCGAAAUAAGAACCACAUAAGAGUAGUCUGAUUUUCAGUAGUGAGUGUGCUUUAGAAGCUUCGUAAGGAAGUGUCUAGAAAAUUCUUGAAUCGUGUCUUGAAUUGGAUGGAACAGUUUUAUUUUACUGUCUCAUCACCAUAGAAGUUUAUUCCGAGCCCGUAAAAGGAUCUAAUUCAGCACAGUUGAGCAGCAACGUUUAAGUCAUGCCUGCCCUAAUAAACUGCUACAACCGGGGAUGUGGACAAAAGUUUGAUCCUAGUGAUAAUACGGCAGAUACUUGCAUUCACCACCCAGGUGUUCCGUUUUUUCACGAUGCCUACAAGGGUUGGUCCUGUUGUAACAAAAAGAGCGUAGAUUUCACCGAAUUCCUCAAUAUCAAAGGCUGCACACAGGGCAAACACUCGAACGAAAAACCCCCCGAACCGGAAAAGUCCUCCGACAAGGACGUAGUCUACGAUGAGCCUCCACCGCAGAAGAUUCCAGAACCAAUCAGAACAACUUUGCAACGGCCUCCCUGGGAAAGCCCUCUUAUCACGAUGGUGCCAAUCGUAGCACCGGCUUUUAAAAAUCAAAUUGAUAAUCUUCCUGUAGGUCCUGCUGUGGUUAAAAAAAUAUCCGACCCGACGGAGAUACAACCCGGAACGGCGUGCAAACACGGCGGUUGCACUUACUCGUUCGAGGGAACCAAAAACGACGAAAAGCCAUGUGUGUUUCAUCCGGGAGUGCCAAUCUUCCACGAGGGUCUUAAGUUUUGGUCCUGCUGCCAAAAGCGAACGUCAGAUUUUACGGCCUUCAUGAAUCAGGUGGGUUGCGAAACCGGUAACCACAAAUGGACCAGUGACGAGGAGGAAUCCAAAGCGGUCAAGUGUCGAAUGGAUUGGCACCAGACGGCAACGCAGGUCGUGGUCACGGUCUAUGCCAAAAUGUAUCACUACCAGCAAAGUGUCGUCCGGUUGAACCCGAUCCGACUGUCCAUGUGUUUGGUGUUUCCGCAGCAGAACAAUCACGAAUACAAUGUCGAUCUGGAAUUGCGAGGCGUGGUGGAUGUGGCACAAUCAAAAGUACACAUGUUCGGGACCAAGGUGGAAGUGACAUUAAUCAAAGCCGAACCUGGUACCUGGGCAAAGUUGGAUUUUCCGCGGGAGAAGAAGCCCACUGCCGAGGAGGUUGAACGACAGUUGCAGGAACAGCAGAAGGCAGCCGCCAGUCAGGAUGAUUCCGAUGAAUCCGAUGUGGAUCUGGAUAGUAUCGAGCCGAGUUUCAGUAGAGCUAGCCUCAAGGAGGUCAAGUAGGCAGGCGAUAGGGGCUCUUUCUACUGGCAGAGCUUAUUUUCUGGUAGUCAUCGGUUCGGCUUUACGUCUCAAAGGCACCCAACCGCAAAUAAAGCGCGUGUACUGUAAUAUCUCA
Messenger RNA from Armigeres subalbatus, 1457 nucleotides. It is a transcript of the gene mora, whose product is annotated as cysteine and histidine-rich domain-containing protein morgana. NCBI's taxonomy places the organism in Eukaryota, Metazoa, Arthropoda, Insecta, Diptera, Culicidae. Bases 254 to 1342 code for a protein of 362 amino acids. The record is from RefSeq and is a predicted model, not a curated record. The transcript is spliced from 3 exons.